GUUAAACUUUCCUCGAAUAUUGAACUAUCGACGUGUGUAAAAAAAAACCUUAUCCACUAAAUUUGAUGAAAUUAAAGAGUGAGAAUUAAACAACAACAAUGGCUUCCAUAGCUUCUUCAUCUUCAACACUUUCCACAUGUCUUCUUCUACAUUCACCCACACCUCAAUUAGGCAGAAGAAGAAUGAGACCCAAUUUUGUGAGAAUAAUGCCCACUCGCUCCUGUCUCGACGACACUUCUUCUCUCCUAACAGCAGCUCAAUACACUGUGGAUACAUACGUGAAAAGUGGCAUGGUUGUAGGUUUGGGGUCUGGUCAUGCUUCUGGUAUGGCCAUUCAGCAUUUGGGACGCCAGCUUCACCGUGGUAAUUUGAAGGAUAUAGUAGGGAUUCCCACGUCUGUUGCAAGUGCGAGUGAAGCAGCAAAGGCUGGGAUUCCACUGAUUACCUAUCAAGGAAGUUCUCAAAUCGAUUUUGCAUUUGAUGACGCGGAUGGUGUAGAAGAAGGAACAUUUGUUACUAUCAUUGGACGGCGGAAACUGCAAAGUGAGGAAUCCAUAAUACAGGAGAAGUCCAUACUGAAUGCUGCCGAUAAACUAGCGUUCAUUAUCGAAGAAAGCCAGUACAAAGGUGGUCUGGAAGGUUCUAUUCCAGUUUUAAUUCAGUCCCUUAACUGGUUGGCAACUGCUGAAGAGAUUGAUGAUAUGUUUCUUGGUGAUGCCGAGGUGUGGAGAAGAGCAUCUAUAGGGCAAGCAGGUCCACUAGGAGGCGACUUUCCACUAGUGACAAGAGAAGGACAUAAUGUUCUUGAUGUUAUCUUCACAUCUCCAAUACCAAGCCUCACUGAAGUAGCAAAAAUCCUUGAUAAAGUUGAUGGUGUUAUCGACCAUGGUGUCAUUUCGAAAAUCCCAUGCACAGUGGUAAUUGCUUCUCCUAAUGGGUUCAACGUUUUGGAAAAAUUGACUGCAGAUAUAGUGGGUUAUUAGACUUCACUAUUGUAAUUUUUGUUCCCAAAUCAUGUUUCACUUCAAAAGAAUGAGAAGAUAAAGAGGAAAAAUAAUGUGAGUGAAAAUACAAAGAAAAAAUGUUACAGUUUUAUUGAAUAAAUAGAAAAAUAACAAGUUUCUAUCAA
Lathyrus oleraceus (garden pea) is the source of this 1129-nucleotide messenger RNA. RefSeq names its product probable ribose-5-phosphate isomerase 4, chloroplastic. The coding region runs from base 99 to 983 and encodes 294 amino acids. Gene Ontology annotation, molecular function: ribose-5-phosphate isomerase activity. Lineage: Eukaryota; Viridiplantae; Streptophyta; Magnoliopsida; Fabales; Fabaceae. The record is from RefSeq and is a predicted model, not a curated record. The transcript is spliced from 9 exons. Gene Ontology annotation, biological process: pentose-phosphate shunt, non-oxidative branch.